Paramecium octaurelia is the source of this 723-nucleotide messenger RNA. The record is from the annotation of a GenBank genome assembly. Lineage: Eukaryota; Ciliophora; Oligohymenophorea; Peniculida; Parameciidae.
AUGCAUCUAUUCAGGAUAUUAUGUCUUGAUUUACAAAUAUUGUUUCUUUCUUCCAGAGUAGNAUGUGAUGCCUGUUCUGAUGAAUUGAAACAAUGUUCUAAAUGCACAGAACCUAUUGAAUUAAACGAUGACAGUUCAAGUGGUGAAGAAAUGGAUGAAACAUUAAAAUGUUUAAGGGAGAGAUCAAAAAGAACUGUUCUUAGAAAAAUUGAAAAAGGUAAAAUUCUUUAUAUAUUAAUAGGUGAAAUUACAUGGGAUAGACAUAAUAAAAAGUUUAUUGAUUCUGAAACUGGAGAAUAAGUCAUAGUUCAAUACAAAAAAGAUUAUAUUGAUGAAGAAGAUGAAGAAUUAUGGGAAGAUAAUGAUAAUGAUGAAGGUGAUGAAGAUGAUGAUGAUGAGGAUGAUGAAAGUGAUAAAAGUGAAGAAGAAGAUAAUAAAAAAUAAAACAAAAAGACUGUUUAAUUCUAAAAGCAAUAAAAGAGUUAAAAAUAAUAAAAUGAAUAAUCAAAAAAAACAAAAGCUAAAAAAGUUGAAUCUAGUGAUGAUGAGUCUUCAAGUGAAGAUUCAGAUGAUGAAAAUUAAUUCAAACAGAUUGAAAAAAUUAAUCAAAAAGAUCCUUCAAUAUAUUCAGAUGGAUCAAAUGAAGAAGAAAAAAAAUUUAGAAUGGAGAAAAAUUUCUAGUUUUAUUUUGAUGAAAAAUAUCAGUUCAAGAAGGAUGAAUGA